This is a messenger RNA of Nicotiana tabacum (common tobacco), 1840 nucleotides long. RefSeq lists its product as uncharacterized. The record is from RefSeq and is a predicted model, not a curated record. Lineage: Eukaryota; Viridiplantae; Streptophyta; Magnoliopsida; Solanales; Solanaceae.
UUCGUUUACUUCCAAAGACAUCAGGACAGAGAGUAUAUAUGCUUUCUUUGACAAUUCCAAGGUUGGAUUUUUUCCAUAUAUUAAACAUCCUAAGGAUUUCGAUGAAACAUUAACGGGAAUUUUUGCAACUCUCGUAAUCCUCCAGAUCAGCAACUUCAGGUUGUUGGCCAAUUUGCCACAAAAAUAGUGAAUUUCUAGUGUGGAGCGCUGGAAAUAUUUGUACUCACAUUUGGGCUAAGCAGAUGUUAGUAAACUCAUUGCAGAUUCUUCUUUUCUGGUUGUGAAACUACUACUAAAGGAUUGUGACUUAAGAUGGCGACGCCUAUGAAGCGAAGCCCAAUCUCGAGAAGACGGAAUGAAACAAUGAGGCUUUUCGUGACUACUUUUAUUGGAGUUGUAUUUGGGUUUUUCCUUGGUGUAACCUUUCCUACAAUUUCAUUGACCAAGCUGCCCUUACCUACUAAUCUUUUCCAAUCAAUUGAUCUAACUAUAGAGGACAAGUACUCAGGCCUGUCAACUCAAGCUCUAUUAAAUGUCUUGAAUUCCUUGAAAGGACGCGGUGGCAGUUCACACAAGAAUAAUGACCCAAAGCAGAUUUGGGUUCCGUCAAAUCCCAGAGGUGCCGAGAGGUUACCACCCGGUAUCGUAGCAUCUGAGUCUGAUCUUUAUACUCGGAGGUUAUGGGGCCUGCCCAGUGAGGACUUGAUCAUCAAACCAAGGUACCUUGUGACUUUCACAGUCGGCCUCAAGCAGAAGAGUAACAUUGAUGCAGCAGUGAAAAAGUUUUCAGAGAACUUUACGAUUAUGCUGUUUCACUAUGAUGGUCAAACAAGUGAAUGGGAUGACCUUGAGUGGUCAAAGCGGGCUAUCCAUGUCAGUACACCGAAACAAACUAAAUGGUGGUAUGCAAAACGUUUUCUGCAUCCUGACAUUGUAGCACCUUAUGACUAUAUAUUCAUCUGGGAUGAAGACUUGGGGCUUGAGAAUUUUAAUGCGGAGGAAUACAUAAAGUUGGUGGCGAAACAUGGUUUGGAUAUUUCCCAACCUGGUUUAGCACCAAACAGUGGGUUGACGUGGCAAAUGACAAAAGGGCGAAAUGACACUGAAAUUCACAAGGAAACAGAAGAAAGACCAGGCUGGUGCGCUGAUCCACAUUUGCCACCUUGUGCAGCAUUUAUCGAGAUCAUGGCACCUGUUUUCUCUCGAGAGGCCUGGCGGUGUGUUUGGCAUAUGAUCCAGAAUGACUUGGUCCAUGGGUGGGGUCUUGAUUUUGCUCUUAGGAGAUGUGUGGAGCCGGCACAUGAAAAGAUAGGAGUUGUAGAUGCUCAGUGGAUUGUGCAUCAAACUGUUCCAUCACUUGGGAGCCAGGGUAAAUCAGAGAAUGGCAAGGCACCAUGGGAAGGGGUAAGAGAAAGGUGUAGAAGAGAAUGGACAAUGUUUCAGGAUCGCAUGGCUACUGCAGAGAUGGCCUAUUACAAGGCAAUGGGGAUUGAUCCCCCUAAUUCUACAACUACUUAGGUGGGACACUCACACGAUUUAGAAUGUUUGUAGGACAUCGAACGUUGUUGUGUGCAAAUAUCUAAUGAUGGUUUAGAGUUCCAAGUUGGUAGAAAGAAAUUUCUGUAUUCUCCUUGUUUUUUGUUAUUAGUAAUAUAUAUCAUUUUGUGUCAGCCUCCUGAUAACUUGUGUUUUAUGCUUGUUUGAGUUCAAAGUCAAAACUCCUGUAUAGGUACUUAUUCAUAUGGUCAUGUCAACUUCUUGAAGAUAGGGUUGAGGAUAUCAUCAGUGUACGGUCAUACUAAAGUGUCAUUAUUUACAAGUUGAAAUUUGGCCAUCGAUA